GUCUGUGAUACGAUCAGCCGAAAGGAGGGGGGUGAACGAGGGGGGGAGGAAAAAGCGAGCUGCUUCAGUCGCUCUUUGUUUCUGGCUAGCUGUAUAAAGCGAGGGGGAGAAACCGGCUAAGGCGCGAACUAUCGUCGGUCAGCGGUUUGCCGAUUUGUCGCCAAGCAGGAUCGGCAGAGAUGUCCACCCCAGAUCCCCCCAUGGGAGGGACACCCCGUCCUGGCCCCUCUCCAGGUCCGGGACCGUCUCCGGGGGCCAUGCUUGGUCCCAGUCCAGGGCCUUCUCCUGGUUCUGCACAUAGCAUGAUGGGACCCAGCCCAGGACCCCCAUCCUCAGGCCAUCCUCUCCCACCCCAGGGCCCUUCAGGAUACCCCCAGGAUGGCAUGCACCCAAUGCAUAAACCAAUGGAAGGCAUGCUUGAAAAAGGCAUAACCGAUGACCCUCGCUACGGGCAGAUGAAGGGCAUGGGCAUGCGACCAGGGGGCCAUAGUGGUAUGGGACCCCCACCUAGCCCCAUGGACCAACACUCCCAGGGUUACUCAUCUCCUUUAGGGGGUUCUGAGCACGCACCAAGCCCUGUCCCAGCCAACGGCCCUCCUUCUGGCCCAAUGAUGUCGUCUGGCCCAGGUGGAGUCCCUCAUGAUGGCGGGGACCCCCAGGCAAUAGCCCAGCAGAACCGUGGUGGGGUUCAGGCAGGUGCCGGUGGUGGUGCUGGAGCCCCAGGUGCAGCCGGAGGUGCCGGUGGAGCUGGUGGGCCCACACCUUUCAAUCAGAACCAACUGCACCAGCUUCGGGCCCAGAUUAUGGCCUACAAGAUGCUGGCACGUGGCCAGCCACUGUCAGACCACUUACAGAUGGCAGUGCAGGGCAAGCGGCCUAUGCCUGGAAUGCAGCAGCCACCCAUGGCCAAUAUGCCCCCAGCUACGGGCCCUGGAACUGGUCCUGGGUCAGGCCCUGGACCGGCACCUUCCAACUACAACAGGCCGCAUGCAGGAAUGGUGGGGCCUAACAUGCCACCUCCAGGACCGUCCGGCGUUCCUCCAGGAAUGCAGGGACAGCCCCCCAAUGGACCUCCCAAAACAUGGCCAGAAGGACCGAUUGUGAACGCAGCCACCCCCUCCAGCACCCCCCAGAAGCUUAUUCCUCCACAGCCUACAGGUCGUCCUUCCCCUGCUCCUCCUUCCAUGCCUCCAGCUGCUUCUCCAGUGAUGCCGCCCCAGACUCAGUCGCCUGGGCAGCCCUCUCAGCCCACCCCCAUGGUGCUGCACCAGAAACAGAACCGCAUAACACCCAUCCAAAAGCCCCGUGGGCUGGACCCAGUGGAGAUCCUACAGGAACGGGAGUACAGGCUGCAGGCACGCAUUGCACACCGUAUCCAGGAGCUGGAGAAUCUGCCUGGUUCUCUGGCCGGUGACCUCCGGACCAAGGCUAACAUUGAGCUUAAGGCACUCAGGUUACUCAACUUCCAAAGACAGCUGCGUCAGGAAGUUGUGGUGUGUAUGCGGCGAGACACAGCUCUGGAAACGGCCCUCAAUGCCAAGGCCUACAAACGUAGCAAGCGGCAGUCCCUACGAGAGGCUCGCAUCACCGAGAAGCUUGAGAAGCAGCAGAAGAUCGAGCAGGAGCGCAAGAGGCGUCAGAAACAUCAGGAAUACCUUAACAGCAUCCUCCAGCAUGCCAAGGACUUCAAGGAGUACCACCGCUCCAUCACAGGAAAGAUCCAGAAGCUGACCAAGGCUGUGGCCACCUACCAUGCCAACACUGAGCGCGAGCAGAAGAAGGAGAAUGAGCGCAUCGAGAAGGAGCGAAUGCGGAGGCUGAUGGCUGAGGAUGAAGAGGGCUACAGGAAGCUGAUUGACCAGAAGAAGGACAAGCGUUUGGCCUACCUGCUGCAGCAGACAGACGAGUAUGUGGCCAACCUGACGGAGCUGGUGCGUGCCCACAAGGCUGCCCAGGCACUCAAGGAAAAGAAGAAAAAGAAGAAAAAGAAGAAGAAUCAGGAGAAUGUAGAGGGACAGACUGCUGCUGCUCUUGGGCCAGAUGGAGAGCCCCUGGAUGAGACUAGCCAGAUGAGUGACCUUCCUGUCAAGGUCAUCCAUGUGGACAGCGGCAAAAUCCUGACUGGGGUGGAUGCCCCCAAGGCUGGCCAGCUAGAAGCCUGGCUGGAGAUGAAUCCGGGAUAUGAAGUGGCCCCCAGGUCUGACAGUGAAGAUAGCGGCUCAGAGGAGGAAGAGGAAGAGGAAGACGAGCAGCCUCAGCAUUCCCAGACUGUGGACGAGAAGAAGAAGAUCCCUGAUCCGGACAGCGAGGAUGUUUCAGAGGUGGACGCCCGGCACAUCAUCGAGCACGCCAAGCAGGACGUGGACGAUGAGUACAGUGGUGCUGCCUUCGCACGUGGUCUCCAGUCUUACUACGCUGUGGCCCAUGCAGUCACGGAGAAGGUUGAGCGCCAGUCCUCCCUUCUGGUGAACGGGCAGCUCAAACAGUACCAGAUCAAGGGUCUGGAGUGGCUGGUAUCGCUGUACAACAACAACCUGAAUGGGAUCCUGGCGGAUGAGAUGGGGCUAGGCAAGACCAUCCAGACCAUUGCACUCAUCACCUACCUCAUGGAGUACAAGCGCAUCAACGGGCCUUUUCUCAUCAUUGUGCCCCUCUCGACCCUCUCUAACUGGGUGUACGAGUUCGACAAGUGGGCUCCGUCGGUGGUUAAAGUGUCUUAUAAGGGCUCUCCGGCUGCCAGACGGUCUUUCGUGCCUCAGCUACGUAGUGGCAAGUUUAAUGUGCUGCUCACCACCUAUGAGUACAUAAUCAAGGACAAGCAUGUGUUGGCCAAGAUCCGCUGGAAGUACAUGAUUGUGGAUGAGGGCCACCGCAUGAAGAACCAUCACUGCAAGCUGACGCAGGUGUUAAACACGCACUACCUUGCGCCCCGGCGCCUCCUGCUCACUGGCACACCGCUACAGAACAAGCUGCCUGAGCUGUGGGCCCUGCUCAACUUCCUGCUGCCCACCAUUUUCAAAAGCUGCAGUACCUUUGAGCAGUGGUUCAACGCCCCCUUCGCCAUGACUGGAGAAAAGGUGGAUUUGAACGAGGAGGAAACCAUUCUGAUCAUUCGCCGUCUGCACAAAGUGCUCAGGCCCUUCCUGCUCCGCCGACUAAAGAAGGAAGUGGAGGCACAGCUGCCGGAGAAGGUGGAGUACGUGAUCAAGUGCGACAUGUCCGCCCUACAAAGAGUGCUCUACAGGCACAUGCAGGCUAAGGGCGUGCUGCUUACUGACGGCUCUGAGAAGGACAAGAAGGGCAAAGGUGGAACCAAGACACUUAUGAACACUAUCAUGCAGCUAAGGAAGAUCUGUAACCACCCAUACAUGUUCCAGCACAUUGAGGAGUCCUUUUCUGAGCACUUAGGAUUUAGCGGAGGGAUUGUCCAAGGGCCGGACCUGUACCGUGCCUCAGGCAAGUUUGAGCUCCUCGACCGUAUCCUGCCCAAGCUGCGUGCCACUGGCCACAAAGUGCUGCUCUUCUGCCAGAUGACCUCCCUCAUGACUAUCAUGGAAGACUACUUUGCCUACCGCAACUUCAAGUACCUGCGACUGGACGGCACCACUAAGGCUGAGGACCGUGGCAUGCUGUUGAAGACCUUCAACGACCCCGCCUCACAAUACUUUAUCUUUCUCCUGAGCACCAGGGCUGGGGGUUUGGGCUUGAACUUGCAGUCGGCAGACACUGUGAUCAUAUUUGACAGUGACUGGAACCCCCAUCAGGACCUGCAGGCUCAGGACCGCGCCCACCGUAUUGGGCAGCAGAACGAGGUGCGAGUGCUGCGCCUCUGUACUGUCAACAGUGUCGAGGAGAAGAUCCUGGCUGCUGCCAAAUACAAGCUCAACGUGGACCAGAAGGUCAUCCAGGCUGGCAUGUUCGACCAGAAGUCCUCCAGUCACGAGCGCCGAGCCUUCCUGCAGGCCAUCCUGGAGCACGAGGAGCAGGAUGAGGAGGAAGAUGAGGUGCCCGAUGACGAAACGGUUAACCAAAUGAUUGCCAGGAGUGAGGAGGAGUUUGACCACUUCAUGCGCAUGGACCUGGACCGGCGCAGGGAGGAGGCACGGAACCCCAAACGGAAGCCACGUCUCAUGGAGGAGGAUGAGCUACCCACCUGGAUCAUGAAGGAUGAUGCAGAGGUGGAGCGCCUCACCUGUGAGGAGGAGGAGGAGAAGAUGUUUGGCCGUGGCUCCCGUCAGCGCAAGGAGGUUGACUAUAGUGACUCGCUAACUGAGAAGCAGUGGCUCAAGGCGAUAGAGGAGGGAACGCUGGAGGAGAUUGAGGAGGAGGUCCGGCACAAGAAAACCACCCGGAAGCGAAAGCGAGACCGUGACAUGGACCUGCCGGGCCCGGCCACACCCGGCGCUAGUGGCUCACGCAGCCGGGACAAGGACGAGGAUAGUAAGAAGGCCAAGAAGCGUGGGCGGCCACCUGCCGAGAAGCUGUCACCCAACCCCCCUACACUGACAAAAAAGAUGAAGAAGAUAGUGGACGCAGUCAUCAAGUAUAAGGACAGCAGCAAUGGGAGGCAGCUGAGCGAGGUCUUCAUCCAGCUACCCUCCAGAAAGGAGCUGCCUGAGUACUACGAACUCAUCCGCAAGCCUGUCGAUUUCCGCAAGAUCAAGGAGAGGAUUCGCAUUCACAAGUACCGCAGCCUGAACGAUCUGGAGAAAGAUGUGAUGCUGCUCUGUCAGAAUGCACAGACCUUUAACCUGGAGGGCUCCCUGAUCUAUGAAGACUCGAUUGUUCUGCAGUCCGUCUUCACCAGUGUGCGGCAGAAGAUCGAAAAGGAGGAUGACACAGAGGGCGAUGACAGUGAGGAAGAGGAGGAGGAAGUUGAUGAAGGGUCUGAGUCUGAGUCACGCUCAGUGAAGGUGAAGAUCAAGCUGAGUCGAAAGGAGAAGGGUCUGGAGAGGGGCAAGGGCCGGCGGAGGAUGGGCCGUGGUUCGAGGGCCAAGCCUGUGGUGAGCGAUGAUGACAGUGAGGAAGAGCAGGAGGAGGAGCGUUCAGGAGGCAGCGGCAGUGAGGAAGACUGAGCCGUACCCAAAAGGACCAGUUCCCCAACGGCAUCCCUCUUCCACAACAUAUAUUUUAUGUAGAAGAAUCAACGACGGGGUCCUUAUGAGGGCAUGGGGAGAGUAGUCAUACAUAGACGUGAUUUUAGGAUGAAAUGUUAUCAAAUGAACUUAAUGAAAAAAUUUAAAACCUCAAAUCCAACUUCCAUAUUUAAACAACUCCAUUAUACUGUGUAGGACUGUUUGUCUAUCCUGGUUUUUUUUUUUUUUUUUUUCCCCUCCCUUGUGAUGUGACGAAGAUUGAAAGACUUUUUGCCAGAUGACUCGUGGACCACAUGGAGUUUUUACUUGACUUUUUUCCUUGAAUUUGUUUUGCUGGAGGUUUUUUUUUUUUUUUUUUUUUUUUUUUUCUUUCUCUUUCUUUUUCAAUGACGGCGAUGUGAGUCCCGAAGACGUGAAUGCAUGUGUGUGUCUGUAGAAGUGCACUCAGAUGUACUAUUCUGUCCUCUGUCUGUUUAAUUUAAGGAAACAAACUGGGUCACAGUACAGUCUCUUUCUCACCCAACAACCCCAGUCAAGAGGUGGGGGAUGUGUGUGGCUGUGAGAUUGGACUCUGUUUCGUGUCGGUGUCACUGGAUUUCAAAACUACAAUAAAGACAUCUUACA
Messenger RNA from Scleropages formosus (Asian bonytongue), 5720 nucleotides. RefSeq names its product SWI/SNF related BAF chromatin remodeling complex subunit ATPase 4a (gene smarca4a). The record is from RefSeq and is a predicted model, not a curated record. Gene Ontology annotation, cellular component: nucleus. Gene Ontology annotation, molecular function: ATP binding; histone binding. Gene Ontology annotation, biological process: regulation of DNA-templated transcription. The coding region runs from base 180 to 5075 and encodes 1631 amino acids. The transcript has 34 exons. NCBI's taxonomy places the organism in Eukaryota, Metazoa, Chordata, Actinopteri, Osteoglossiformes, Osteoglossidae.